AUGAACCCAUCAUUAUUGGUUUCGACGUGGGUCCUCCUGCCAAUUGUUCCUGUUCCCACAGGUGGGGGGCAUGUGGGGCACCGAGUUUUAUCAGAGCCUCUACAAACGAAGAUGUCAGCCCCCAUCCAUCCGCUUCCCCCUCGGUCUCCCCUGGCCCCCCCUCUUCCCCCUGGCGCACGACCAACUACACUGAUGGGAACUGCGGGGGAGGAAGGGGGGCGAUUGGGGGGAGGGGAUGGGGGAAGGGGGUGGAGGAAGAGCGGCAGAUUUUGUCAGUAUCUGGGAGAGGCGGCUGCUGUACUGUGUGCAGGUGCCGGGGGAGCAGCCAUGGGCGCGGGCUCUCAGGGACGGGGGGAGGGAGGGGAGGGGGAACUGGGGGAGAGGGGAGGGGGGAAGCGGAGCGGAGGAGGGCAGUGGGGCGGAGCAGAGGGGCAGAGAGGAGGGGGACGCUGA
Closterium sp. NIES-65 is the source of this 453-nucleotide messenger RNA. NCBI's taxonomy places the organism in Eukaryota, Viridiplantae, Streptophyta, Zygnematophyceae, Desmidiales, Closteriaceae. The record is from the annotation of a GenBank genome assembly.